Labrus mixtus (cuckoo wrasse) is the source of this 1397-nucleotide messenger RNA. RefSeq names its product Ras association domain family member 6 (gene rassf6). Gene Ontology annotation, biological process: signal transduction. The transcript is spliced from 11 exons. The record is from RefSeq and is a predicted model, not a curated record. The coding region runs from base 164 to 1204 and encodes 346 amino acids. NCBI's taxonomy places the organism in Eukaryota, Metazoa, Chordata, Actinopteri, Labriformes, Labridae.
UAAAUAUAACACAAAAACUUCAAAGUGAGGGAGAGAGAGAGAGAGAGAGAGAGGAAAGCGAUAUUUAAAGCACAGAAAGAAGAAAGCAAGACGGAGACAAAGCAACAGAAUCAAGACGGGAGCUCUGAUUUUCCAUUUAGAGAAGUAACUCAUCAUACCGGAGAUGAAUGAAGCAGCUCUUCUCUCAGAGAUCCAGGCAGGAGACGGGAGGACACUUUCCAAAGCAGAGUUUCUCUCGUUACUGAAAACCUACAACUGCUUCCUGAAGGACCAGGCUCAGCUGCACCUCAGUUACUCUCAGGAUGAUGAUGGAGAGGUGGUGGUGGAAGGCUACCUGAAUAUCUCCUGGGGAGUACGGAGGCUCAUCAGGCUCAAAAUACAAGAUGAUAAACAGAUGCUUCCCUUUGCUCCCCUGAUCUCCCCUGACCCCGUCAGUCCCGUCAGCCCGCUUGGAAACAAGAGGGGGAUGACACGAUGGGGUGAAUAUGUUGACCUUCACCAGAUAGAUGAAAUGUCCGAGACGCCACAGGACACAGUCAUCAACAAUCCUCUACCAGGUCCCCCUGUGUAUGAGACCAGCACCCUGCGACCUGUGAGGAAGAAGAGCUGCGAGCUGGAGGCCGAGUCCAACCUGUUUCGAUGUAUGAGUGAUGCCUCAUUGGUCAAGAGGAGGAGGGGGAGGGGAAAGUCAGCAGCACAGAGAGAGAAAGAAAGACAACAUCGCUUCUCUAUCAAUGGACACUUCUACAACUAUAAGACCUCUGUCUUUACUCCAUCCUUCGGUACUCCAACUAAAGUUCGAAUCUCCAGCAGGAUGACCACAGACCAGGUCAUUGUUCAGCUACUGAACAAGUUCAAGAUCGAGAACGACCCUCAGGAGUUUGCUCUGUACUGUGUUCACCAGAGUGGAGAAAAAAGGAAGCUCAGUAACAAGGACCAGCCCCUGUGGGAGCGCAUACUACAGGGGCCGUCUGAUGACAUCAUGAGGAUCUUUUUGAUGGACAUGGAUGAGGAGGAAGUCAGCGACGAUGUAGCCCAGUACCUGAACUUAGAGUUUCCUAUCCUGGAGCAUGUUCUACUGAAACUCAGAGAGGAGGAGAACAGAGAGAUACAAAGGGUCGUCAGCAAGUACCAACACCAACACAGACUGCUUUUACAUACGCUGAACUGUAAGACGUCACCUCACAUUGAGACCAGCGUCUGAUCCUUGAACCACUGACACAGGACCAGUCGUCCAUCACAGCACCGCUGGAAGGAGCAAAGAUUAGCUGUUGGAACUCUGUGAAAGGACUUUUUAAUGAAACUUCUUUAACAGUUUUUUUUAGUUAAAUGUGUAAAUAUUUUGAAAUCAUACAGAAAAAUAAAAGGUACAAUAUGUGGACACCAUUACAGAUUAA